[Candida] anglica is the source of this 4440-nucleotide messenger RNA. The record is from the annotation of a GenBank genome assembly. NCBI's taxonomy places the organism in Eukaryota, Fungi, Ascomycota, Pichiomycetes, Serinales, Debaryomycetaceae.
AUGACUGAACUUAAUGGAAUUCUUGAUGUUGGAGAUAAGGACCCCGUGUACGAGGGCAUGGAUUCGAAUUUUGCUACACAGAUUCAAGAUUUGGCAAGAUCGAUUGCAACGGUGGAAGACUGUGACGAUUUCAUGGAGGCAAAAUCAACGGCAAAUAUUGAGUUAAUGCGCGCACUUACGACUAUGUCUGAUGCCAAAGGUGAAGUUCCUAUGUCUGAAGAAAAAAUUGAUCCCAAACUAGAUCCGUAUUCUUCUGAUUUUGAUGCAAAGUAUUGGGUUGUGAACAUGAGGAGACUUUAUGAUUCGGACCCUGACUUCUACAGACCUGUUUCUAUGGGGGUAGCAUACAGGAACUUAAGAGCUGUAGGAAUUGCUACAGAAUUCGAUUAUCAAACUACUUUUAGUAAUGGAUUCUUCAAAGUUGCAAGUAAAGGAUUCCGUAAGAUAUUCGGUUUCAACCAAGGUGAAACCUUCGAUAUUUUGAAGCCCAUGGAUGGACUUAUCAGACCAGGUGAAGUCACUGUAAUUCUUGGAAGACCAGGUGCAGGGUGUUCGACAUUUUUAAAGUCAAUCGCUAACCAAACUUAUGGUUUUAAUAUUGACAAGGGCUCAAUUAUUUCUUAUGAUGGAAUGACACGAAAGCAAAUAGCUAGACAGUUUCGUGGCGAUGUUGUUUAUUGUGCCGAAACUGAAACUCAUUUUCCUCAAUUGACGGUAGAGACUACUUUAGAAUUUGUUGCCAAAAUGAAAACUCCGCAAAAUAGGCCAGUAGGAAUAACUAGAGAAGCAUACGCCAAGCAUAUGGCAGCAGUUAUGAUGGCAACGUAUGGAUUGAGCCAUGCAAGAAACACAAAAGUCGGGAAUGAUUAUAUCAGAGGAGUUUCUGGAGGUGAGAGAAAGAGAGUUUCUAUCGCUGAGGUAUCUUUGGUUCAGGCUGCUUUGCAAUGUUGGGAUAAUUCUACUAGAGGUUUAGACUCCGCCACAGCUUUAGAAUUCAUAAAAGCUUUGAAAGUUUCCGCAACCAUUAUGGAUGCUACACCGUUGAUCGCCAUUUAUCAAUGCUCCCAAGAUGCGUUCGAUUUGUUCGACAAGGUCAUUGUACUCUACGAAGGUUACCAAAUUUACUUUGGUAGUAGCAAGAAAGCUAAACAGUACUUUCAGAAUAUGGGAUAUAUCUGUGCUCAACGUCAAACAACUGCAGAUUUCUUAACCUCAUUGACAAAUCCUGUUGAAAGAAUAGUAAAAGAAGGUUACGAAAAGAAAGUGCCAAGAACACCCGAAGAGUUCUAUUCUUGUUGGCAAAACUCAAUUGAAAAGACAGAGUUAGAUAAAGAGAUAGAUGAGUAUCUUUCAACGACUAAGGAUGGCAGCAACUUCAAUGGCUUUUCUCUUGCACACACAACUAAACAGGCUAAUCAUCUCCGGGCCAAGUCUCCAUGUACUGUAUCUUUCCCCAUGCAAGUUCGAUACAUUUUGGGACGGAAUUAUGAAAGAAUCAAGGGCGAUCCAACACUUUUUUUAUUCGGUAUUGUUGGAAACUUACUGAUGAGUUUGAUUAUAUCUUCUAUUUUCUAUGGAAUGAAGAAUAACACGGCGUCAUUUUUCACAAGAACUUCGGCGAUGUUUUUUGCAGUGUUGUUCAAUGCAUUCUCAUCACUUCUUGAAAUCUUUUCUUUAUAUGAAGCCCGUCCCAUAGUUGAAAAGCAUAAGAAGUUUGCUCUCUAUCACCCGUCAGCCGAUGCUUUGGCGUCUAUUGUUACAGAGUUGCCUGCCAAACUUUUUGCUUGUUUGACUUUUAAUUUAACUUUGUAUUUCAUGGCCAAUUUUAGACGGGAUCCAGGUCAUUUCUUUUUCUAUAUUUUGGUAAACUUUUCAGCAACGUUGGCCAUGUCCCACAUAUUUAGGACUAUAGGUGCGUCGUUCAAGACAUUGUCACAAGCUAUGACCCCUGCAGCAGUAUUUUUAUUGUCCCUUACUAUUUUCACUGGAUUCGUUAUUCCAACCCCAAAAAUGCAUGGAUGGUGUCGCUGGAUUAACUAUAUUGACCCAGUUGGUUAUGCUUUUGAAGCUUUAAUUUCAAAUGAGUUUAGCGGUCGUCAAUUUGAAUGUUCAAGUUUUGUUCCUAGUGGACCAACAUAUCCAACUUCAGGCAACUCAAUAAUAUGUAACGUUGUUGGUGCUGUUCCAGGACAAUCUUUUGUACAAGGGUCGACAUAUAUUAGCUUAUCAUUUGAAUAUUAUGCGAAAAACAAAUGGAGAAACUGGGGUAUUUUAGUUGGCUUUAUAUUCUUCUUUCUUGGUAUUUACUUAAUCCUUUGUGAAUUUAAUCAAGGAGCAAUGCAGAAGGGGGAAAUAUUGUUGUUCCAAAAAAAAUCUAUAUUUAAAAGACUAAAGAAAGCCGUACCUGGAGAUGUGGAAUCAGGUACAAUUGGAGGCUUGUUUCAAGAUGACUCCGAAUCAAACGACGACUCGAAGAACUUAAUGGAGAAUAUUCCUGUCCAAACUAAUAUAUUCCACUGGAGAAACUUAACUUAUCAUGUGAAAAUUAAAAAGGAGGAUAGAAUAAUUUUGAAUGAUAUUGAUGGCUGGGUACGCCCGGGUCAGGUGACGGCUUUAAUGGGAGCAUCUGGGGCUGGGAAGACUACGUUAUUAAAUGCUUUAUCCGAGAGAUUAACCACUGGUUUAAUUACAUCGGGAACUCGUAUGGUUAAUGGGCAUACUACAGAUAGUUCAUUUCAAAGGUCGAUAGGCUAUGUUCAGCAGCAAGAUUUACAUCUACAGACUUCUACAGUUAGAGAGGCGUUGAAGUUUGCAGCCUAUUUGCGUCAACCAGCAUCAGUACUGAAAGCGGAAAAGGAUAGGUACGUGGAACAUAUAAUCCAAUUACUAGAAAUGGAGAAAUAUGCAAAUGCAGUUGUUGGUGUAUCGGGUGAAGGAUUGAACGUAGAACAAAGAAAGAGAUUAACUAUUGGGGUAGAGUUGGUAGCCAAACCAAAGUUGUUGGUUUUUUUGGAUGAACCGACUUCCGGACUUGAUUCUCAGACAGCUUGGUCUAUUUGCAAGCUUAUUCGAAAAUUAGCAGACCAUGGACAAGCCAUUUUAUGUACAAUACAUCAACCAUCAUCAAUUUUACUUGAAGGUUUUGACCGACUUCUCUUUUUACAAAAAGGUGGUGAAACUGUUUACUUCGGAGAAUUAGGAAAGAAUUGUCAAACAUUGAUUGACUAUUUCGAGAAUGCUGGUGCUGCUCCUUGCCCCCCAGAAGCAAAUCCAGCGGAGUGGAUGCUUGAGAUUAUAGGUGCCGCCCCAGGAUCGGUAGCGAACCAAGAUUAUUUUCAAGUUUGGAGAUCAUCACAAGAAUAUGAAACCUUGCAUAGUGAAUUAGAUGCCAUGGAAAAGGAGCUAAUUAAUGUUCCAGUAGAAAAGUCAGAUGAAGAUCUUAAAGAGUUUGCAGCUUCUUUCUGGACUCAAUAUGUUUAUGUUACUCAGCGUGUACUUGAACAAUAUUGGAGGACACCAUCAUACACUUAUUCUAAAGUUUUAAUGUCCAUCUUUGCUGCAAUUUUUAACGGUUUCGCAUUUUAUAAUGCUGAUAAAUCUCUCCAAGGUUUGCAGAAUCAAAUGUUUUCAGUGUUUAUGUUCCUUGUUGUAUUUCAAACGUUGGUCCAACAAUAUUUACCUCAUUUUGUUUCUCAGAGAGAUUUAUACGAAGUUAGAGAAAGACCAUCGAAGACUUUUUCCUGGUAUGCUUUUAUUGCGGCACAAAUCACUGUUGAAAUUCCUUGGCAAGUUGGUGCAGGGACUCUUUCAUUCUUUUGUUGGUACUAUCCGGUAGGCUUAUACAACAAUGCUGUCCCCACAAACUCUGUUCUUGAGAGGGGAGUGACUAUGUGGAUUGUUGUUGUUUUGUUCUUUAUCUACACUUCAACAAUGGGACAAUUGUGUAUCUCAUUUAUCGAACUAGCUGACAAUGCUGCCAAUUUGUGCUCCUUAUUAUUUACAAUGUGCUUAACUUUCUGUGGGGUUUUGACUUCCUCGGACGCUAUGCCUAGAUUUUGGAUUUUCAUGUACAGGUGUAAUCCAUUCUCUUAUAUGGUAUCUGCAAUUUUAUCUGUGGCUCUAGCUAAUUCCGAUGUAAAAUGUGCUGCUACUGAGCUUUUGAAAUUUGUUCCAACUGCAGGGAUGACUUGUGGGGAAUACAUGCAAGAUUAUAUUGGUGUAGCGGGAGGAUACCUAGUUGACCCUCAGGCUGUGGGUCAAUGUCAAUAUUGUACUAUUGCAGAGACAAAUACAUUUUUGCUGGCUGUUGGUUCGGUAUACACAAGAAGAGCUCAAGAUAUUGGUAUUUUUUCAGCAUUUAUCAUCAUCAAUAUGAUCGGAACUGUAUUCUUUUACUGGCUAGCAAGAGUUCCAAGGGGAAGUAAGAUGAAAAUGAAGUAG